This is a messenger RNA of Ceraceosorus guamensis, 1416 nucleotides long. Its product is annotated as histone acetyltransferase type B. Gene Ontology annotation, molecular function: histone binding; histone H4 acetyltransferase activity. The transcript is spliced from 2 exons. Gene Ontology annotation, biological process: subtelomeric heterochromatin formation. Bases 1 to 1416 code for a protein of 471 amino acids. Gene Ontology annotation, cellular component: nucleus. The record is from RefSeq and is a predicted model, not a curated record. Lineage: Eukaryota; Fungi; Basidiomycota; Exobasidiomycetes; Ceraceosorales; Ceraceosoraceae.
AUGUCCUCCUCCGAUAAAUGGGUCUGUUCCGCCAACGAAGCUCUGCAACUAAGUCUAGUCAGCAUCCACUCAAAGUCGAAUGGAUUAGAUCGGAAAUCCUUCCAUCCCGAUUUCACUUACCCAAUCUAUGGCGAGGCAGAGAGCAUAUACGGCUACACCGAUCUCGGCAUUCGUCUCUGCUUCUCUAGCGGAGCUCUAUUGCCUCUGCUGCGCGUCACCUACAAAGCAAAGAACGAGAAGACGACUGCAAAGGUGGAUGAUGCUGAAGCGCUGAUCAAGGCAUUCUUGCCAGCAGAUCAGCUGUUUGAGGACGAGGCUUCCUUCGAGAGGGCAGUGCGAGAGGAGAGCAGCGGUGCUUUUACACCCUUGGGCGAAAAGGUACUUGCAUACACUCGGGCUUUGCAGUCUGGCACGGCCUCCAAAGGCAAAGGCAAGGGCAGAGGCUCGGCCAGAGGUUCCACAUCUGCUCUACAAGCCGGAGGCGCCGCUUCCAGCAGCAGCGAUGCGGGGAAUAGCGAGAGGGUGUUCGAGAUCUAUCGUAGCAAUUGGAGCACGCCAGGUUGGAAAGAGCAGCACAGGCGUAUGCAGAUCUUCACUUUGCUCUUCAUCGAAGGUGCUUCCUACAUCCAAGAGGAGGAGCCUGCAUGGGAGUUCUACACCCUAUACGAGCGUCAAGCAUCAUCUUUGUCUGCGACGGGCUACACUUGGCACUUUGUGGGGUACACCAGCCUGUACAACUUCUGGUGCUAUCCCGAUUCCUCCAGGGUUCGACUGAGCCAAUUCAUCAUCUUGCCUCCCUAUCAGCAUGCAGGUCAUGGUCAAGCCCUCUACAACAAGGUACUGGACGACGUCAUCGCCUCUCCUCGCGUCAUGGAGCUCACUGUAGAAGAUCCUUCUGAAGCCUUCGACCGAGUCAGGGACGGCGCUGACUUGAGGAGGUUGUUCGAUGGCGACGAGGGAUUCGCCAAAAGGGCAGCUAGGGAAGGAAGAUUGGUGCCUCCCUUGGAUCAGAUUUGGAGCGAAAAGAUGAGAUCCACCCUGAAGAUCGCUCCGAGACAAUGGAGCAGACUUGUGGAGAUGGCCCAGCUGCUCAAUCUGGAUCAGGAAGAUCACGAACAGAUGCGACAUUAUCGCCUGCAGGUCAAAUCGCGUUUGUACAAGUUCAACAAGGACGUCCUUCAACAAAUGUCGCGGGGCGAGAGGGUGGCCAAGCUUCAUCAGACGUACGAAGGAGUCAUCGAAGAGUAUUCCAGCUUGACCGGUGUAGAGGUCGACGACUUGCUCGAUGAUUAUGCGCUGGAUGAAAAGGAUAUCAGGGAAGCCGAGCUGGCUGGAGAGGCUGCUGCAAAGGAGAUCGCUGCCGCUGCAAAUGGCAGCGCGAACGGACCGGCUAGAAAGAUGGCUCGGUUGGGUUGA